AUGUCGGGUGAGAGUUGUUUGAUAAAUUCAUGGACAGAAUGGGGACAAUUAGAAUUGGUUUGUGUGGGAAAUGCUCGAGGAAUGUGUUAUCCCGAUGAUGAAUAUGCAUUUCCUUGGCAUGAAGUUACAAAUGAUCAAAUGAGACGGUAUGUGACGUCGUUUGUUGGUUAUCGGCCAACUUCUCGGAUUGAGUUGGCUCAAGAACAACUGGACAAUUUGUCGAAUAUUUUGCAGAGUGAAAUGGUUCAAGUGAAAACAAUUGAAGAAAUGGAUGAAGACAUCAAUGUUUUAUUGAAAAGAAAACGUACCUGUUUGGAGAAGAGUUCAAUGGAUGAGAAAGUUUUAUGUAAACAAAAAGUCGAAGUAUGUCGAUCACCAGCGGAUGGGAAACAAUUUGAUCAGCCGAUUCAAACUCCUUUCUUUCGAUCUCAUUUUCAAUCUGGUCUCGCAUGUCCACGAGAUGUGUUGAUUACCUUAGGAAACACAAUUGUAGAAGCACCGACAGCGUUUCAUACACGUUAUUUCGAAGGAAGCUUUUAUCGCGAGAUGAUUUANAUACGGCACCGGCAAAGGAAUCGAGGUAUCCCGGGCCGGUUUGUGUUGCGAGCUGGUAACGCCCUUUCAGUGCCGCCCAGGCAGAUUUGUAAAAGUCCGCCGCGCAGUAAAACAGCACUGGCAGGCUCAAUGCGAGGUUCAGGAUGCCGAAAAGUGUGCGAAGGUUUUGGUCCGAACUGUUUUGUCCUAAAUGGAAGUACUCGGGGAAGCUCAGCAUCAUGA
Molecule: messenger RNA, 777 nt
Organism: Adineta ricciae
Lineage: Eukaryota; Metazoa; Rotifera; Eurotatoria; Adinetida; Adinetidae
Source: the annotation of a GenBank genome assembly